Messenger RNA from Hippocampus zosterae (dwarf seahorse), 503 nucleotides. It is a transcript of the gene dad1, whose product is annotated as defender against cell death 1. Gene Ontology annotation, biological process: protein N-linked glycosylation. Gene Ontology annotation, cellular component: oligosaccharyltransferase complex; membrane. The transcript has 3 exons. The coding region runs from base 109 to 450 and encodes 113 amino acids. The record is from RefSeq and is a predicted model, not a curated record. Lineage: Eukaryota; Metazoa; Chordata; Actinopteri; Syngnathiformes; Syngnathidae.
UCUGUUGCACGAUGACCACUUCCGUGUUUUACGGACACGUCGAGCUUCUACGGCGCUAAAUCCUCCAUUGAAGCCCGCACUUGACCAAAUAAUUGACCAAGCGCAACAAUGUCGGCCUCAGUUGUAUCAGUCAUUUCUCGGUUUCUUGAAGAAUACACCGCUACGACGCCCAAUAAGUUGAAAGUGGUGGACGCAUAUUUGUUGUAUGUCAUGCUGACGGGAGCGCUGCAGUUCCUCUACUGUCUGCUCGUUGGAACGUUUCCCUUCAACAGCUUUCUAUCUGGCUUCAUCUCGUGCGUGGGCUCUUUCAUUCUCGCAGUGUGUCUGCGUAUCCAGAUCAACCCACAGAACAAAGGAGACUUCUUGUCCAUCUCGCCAGAGAGAGCCUUUGCUGACUUUCUGUUUGCCCACACUGUCCUGCAUCUCGUCGUCAUGAAUUUCAUUGGUUGAACAUAUUGCUUUAAUUUGCAGUAUCCCGUUGAUGGAAGGAACAGAUGGGGAGC